Molecule: messenger RNA, 2157 nt
Organism: Arvicola amphibius (Eurasian water vole)
Lineage: Eukaryota; Metazoa; Chordata; Mammalia; Rodentia; Cricetidae
Product: DNA replication licensing factor MCM7-like
Biological process (GO): DNA replication initiation; double-strand break repair via break-induced replication; DNA strand elongation involved in DNA replication
Cellular component (GO): MCM complex; nucleus
Molecular function (GO): single-stranded DNA binding; single-stranded DNA helicase activity; ATP hydrolysis activity
Source: RefSeq, a predicted model, not a curated record
AUGGCGCUUAAGGACUACGCGAUCGAGAAAGAAAAAGUUAAGAAGUUCCUGCAAGAGUUUUAUUAUGAUGAUGAACUUGGAAAGAAGCAGUUCAAGUAUGGGACCCAGUUGGUUCAUCUGGCUCAUCGGGAACAAGUGGCAUUAUACGUGGACCUAGAUGACGUAGCUGAAGACGACCCUGAGUUGGUCGACUCAAUUUGCGAGAAUGCCAAGCGCUACUCAAAGCUGUUUGCUGAUGUUGUGCAAGAGCUUCUGCCUGAGUACAAGGAGAAGGAGGUGGUGAGUAAAGAUGUCCUGGAUGUGUACACUGAGCACCGGCUGAUGAUGGAACAGCGGAGCAGAGACCCUGGAGCAGUCCGGAACCCUCAAAACCAAUAUCCUUCUGAACUCAUGCGUAGAUUCGAGUUGUAUUUCCAAGGCCCGAGUAGCAGCAAGCCUCGAGUGAUCCGGGAAGUACGGGCUGAUUCUGUGGGGAAAUUGGUAACUGUGCGAGGGAUCGUCACUCGUGUCUCUGAAGUCAAGCCCCGGAUGGUGGUGGCCACAUACACUUGUGAUCAGUGUGGGGCAGAGACUUAUCAACCGAUCCAAUCUCCCACCUUCAUGCCUUUGAUCAUGUGUCCCAGCCAGGAAUGCCAAACCAACCGCUGGGGAGGGCGGCUAUACCUGCAGACUCGUGGUUCCAAAUUUGUUAAAUUCCAGGAAAUGAAGAUUCAAGAACAUAGUGAUCAAGUUCCUGUGGGAAACAUACCUCGUAGCAUCACAGUGGUUUUACAAGGAGAAAACACAAGGACUGCCCAGCCUGGGGACCAUGUCAGUGUCCCUGGUAUCUUCUUGCCAAUCUUGCGUACAGGAUUCCAACAGAUGGCACAGGGUUUACUGUCAGAGACCUUUCUGGAAGCCCACCUGAUUGUGAAGAUGACAAAGAGUGGGGAUGAUGCAGCUGGGGCCGGAGAGCUGAGCAGGGAGGAACUAAAGCAGAUUGCAGAGGAGGAUUUCUAUGAAAAACUGGCAACUUCUAUUGCUCCGGAGAUCUAUGGGCAUGAAGAUGUGAAGAAAGCGCUGUUGCUGCUCCUAGUGGGUGAUGUAGACCAGUCUCCUCAAGGCAUGAAGAUCAGGGGAAACAUCCACAUCUGCCUUAUGGGAGAUCCUGGUGUGGCCAAAUCUCAGCUCCUAUCUUACAUUGAUCGUCUUGCCCCCCGAAGUCAGUACACAACAGGCCGGGGCUCCUCUGGGGUGGGGCUCACAGCAGCUGUGCUGAGAGACUCUGUGAGUGGGGAACUCACCUUAGAGGGUGGUGCCCUGGUGCUGGCCCAGGGUGUGUGCUGCAUUGAUGAGUUUGACAAAAUGGCCGAAGCUGACCGCACAGCCAUCCAUGAGGUCAUGGAGCAGCAGACCAUCUCCAUUGCCAAGGCAGGGAUUCUCACCACACUCAAUGCCCGAUGCUCUAUCCUGGCUGCUGCCAAUCCUGCCUAUGGACGAUACAACCCCCGCCGGAGCUUGGAGCAGAACAUACAGCUUCCUGCUGCUCUGCUUUCCCGAUUCGACCUUCUCUGGCUGAUUCAGGACCGGCCUGACCGAGACAAUGACCUCCGAUUGGCACAGCAUAUCACCUAUGUUCACCAGCACAGCCGGCAGCCCCCUGCCCAGUUUGAGCCUUUGGACAUGAAGCUUAUGAGACGCUACAUAGCCAUGUGCCGCGAGAGGCAGCCCACGGUGCCUGAAUCUCUGGCUGACUACAUCACAGCAGCAUAUGUGGAGAUGAGGCGAGAGGCCCGGGCCAGUAAGGAUGCCACCUAUACUUCUGCCCGGACCCUGCUGGCCAUUCUCCGACUUUCUACUGCUCUGGCUCGCCUCCGAAUGGUGGACAUUGUGGAAAAGGAAGAUGUAAAUGAAGCCAUAAGGUUGAUGGAGAUGUCAAAGGACUCCCUUCUGGGUGAAAAGGGACAAACAGCUAGGACCCAGAGGCCAGCAGAUGUGAUAUUUGCCACAGUCCGUGAAUUGGUCUCAGGAGGACGAAGUGUCCGGUUUUCUGAGGCUGAGCAGCGUUGCAUAUCACGUGGUUUCACACCAGCCCAAUUCCAGGCAGCUCUGGAUGAGUAUGAGGAGCUAAAUGUCUGGCAAGUCAAUACUUCUCGGACAAGGAUCACUUUUGUCUGA